This is a messenger RNA of Lentinula edodes (shiitake mushroom), 1376 nucleotides long. RefSeq lists its product as uncharacterized. The transcript has 8 exons. Bases 178 to 1209 code for a protein of 343 amino acids. NCBI's taxonomy places the organism in Eukaryota, Fungi, Basidiomycota, Agaricomycetes, Agaricales, Omphalotaceae. The record is from RefSeq and is a predicted model, not a curated record.
CCACGAUAUAGUCUAGUCAUAUUAAGUGCUUCAUAAACGAAUGGUUCCACCAGUGAUUCUUUUUGUUAUCACUCGGUUUCUUCUCAGGCUUCAUCUCUGCCAGUGGUAUGGCAUCCCAACCAAUUUUCCCAAUCGAUGAAGCGCAGUUGACGAGCGUGAUCACUGAAGGGAUAUUUUAUGGGAAUCAACCUCGUCACUUUCUUUGCAUGUAUCCACGAUCUCCUCAUUUCGAGUUACCAGAAUCAGAGUCUCCACACAUUCGUACUCAAACCCCGUAAAGAAAUCCACAUCAACAUGCUAUUCGGCGCACUGUGUCUCCUGUCCUUCGCCACACUCGAUUUAGCCGCUGGGAUCCGACUCAACCUGAGGGUCUUUCUCUCCCUACGAGGUAACACCGUGGAGGAUUUCGGGAAUAUAUCAUAUUGGGUGAACGUCCUCAAGAUGGUGAGCUUCGUGGGUCAAAUAUUUACGGGGGAUAGUAUCCUGUUGUAUAGAUGUUGGGUGAUAUACGGAAGAAAUUACUGGGUCAUUGCCGCUCCCGCUACUAUGCUAGCUGCCGAGCUGGUUUGUGGAUGCUUCGAAAUCUACACCGAAUUCGCCUUCGGGAGUGGUACGUCCCUUAUAGUUUCCAAACCAUUUGCACCGUAUAUCAUUACGGUCAUCGUGUUGACGGUAUUUGUGAAUAUCUCUGUGACAUCUCUGAUGAUCUGGCGCAUAUGGUCUAUCAUCCACGACACCCAAAAACUCUCUCCCUCUCGUACGCGGUGCGGCCCCUUAUCUGGCGCUCUCUGUAUCCUGCUCGAUUCCGGGUUAAUGUACACAAGCUCUGCGCUGAUCAUGUUGGUCACAUACGUCGUGUCCAACAACGCAAGUUAUCUGGUCUCUGAUUGCUUGGUGCAGAUCAUUGGAAUCACCUUCAAUCUGAUAAUCAUCCGUGUUGGACGUGGUACCGCUACGCAACCGCUUGUCGUAUCAGAAAAGACGCUUUCGAUGCGCGUUCCAGAACAAUAUUCACUGCAUUUCAGAGACUUCGAUGAUGACCGUCAAUCGAGAAGCUUCGACCCAAGUCUCUCGAUUACUGCAGUUGAUACGAGACUUUGUGAAACUGAAGGGAUUGACCUGGCAGUGUCGCCUGUCGAUGACUGUGUGGGGGAAUUGACACCUCCGCCAAAGAUUCACUCCGCCUCACUACUGUUAGACUCAUCCUAGAUGGAUGGCUUUCCUCGAAGAACAUGAUAUUCUAGAUUCUUCGUAGCCUGCUCAUAUCGUAAUGUACUCUACAUCGUUUGUAUUAGUCAUAUGUUAGAGCUUCUAGUACCAUCAUGCAUAUAUACACCUGUAAUAUUCUUCAUGACAGAAUCUGGUCCGUAUGCUUC